Atta colombica is the source of this 2121-nucleotide messenger RNA. It is a transcript of the gene Prosalpha3, whose product is annotated as proteasome subunit alpha type-4. The transcript is spliced from 7 exons. Gene Ontology annotation, biological process: ubiquitin-dependent protein catabolic process. Gene Ontology annotation, cellular component: cytosol; nucleus; proteasome core complex, alpha-subunit complex. The record is from RefSeq and is a predicted model, not a curated record. Lineage: Eukaryota; Metazoa; Arthropoda; Insecta; Hymenoptera; Formicidae. The coding region runs from base 381 to 1922 and encodes 513 amino acids.
GAGUUGUACUACUAUAUUAUGACAUCACAUCAUAAUCCUCUAUUGUUCAUUGUCUUCUAUUUUCACCAAGGAAGUUCAACUUAGCAUCUAACAGGCAUAGCAACAUUUACCGAUACGAUAUCGUGGAAUUUAUCGAAAGGCGCUAAAGUACGUAUUAGGUAUCAGCUGAUAACGAUUUGUUAGAGCAAAAAGAUACGCGUUAAUUGGCUGUGUGAUUGUUAUUGGAAAUCGAUCGGUGAGAACAUUCGCCAUUAAUGUCUUAAAUGAAUUAAUAACCAAUAGGAAAGAAUUUAAUUGUGUUGAGAAUCGGACAUCCAGUGGGCAGAAGAAGAAAAAAUUGUGUUGAAGCGUGAUUCGAUGAUCGUUUUGCUAUUCUAAAAAUGGCAGAUGCGGACAUCAUAGUUUCUUGCCCCUACAAUCCAGCGCAUCGUAUUCGCAGAUAUAAAUUUAUGAAUCAUAUAUCGAAAUGCAAGAAAUAUAAUAAAAAGGAAAAUAUGGUAGAGUGUCCAUUGGACAAGACUCACAUUGUAGACCAGAACCUUCUUAGGGAGCACAUUGAAAUGUGUUCUAGUAUUGGAAGAGUGGCAGAUAUGGAUAUUGGAAUUAUUGAAGUAAAAGAUCCAGAUCCUCCUGUAGCUGGUGGUAGCUUUGAUGAAAAUUGGGAAGAGGACCCAGAAGUUCCACGUUACGAUCCGAUGGAAGUUUCGGCAAAAAAACCUGUGAUUCGAUGUGUGUCUGGAUUGUCAAAAGCAGAAAAAAAGAAAUUUAGGGAUAAUGAACGAAGGCGUAUAGCAAAUCUCAAAGGGUUUCAUUCUAUGAGCGCAGUCUUAGAGUCUAUGACCGUGACUCAUGAGGCACCAUUACAUCCAUUACGUCCUCCUCGUUACUAUGCUACUGUAUCAUCAGAAGAUACUGCAGCGUCACAAGCUAUUGCAGCGUCACAAGCUGCUGAAACAUCCACAGGCAUUUUACAAAAAGAUUUUGAUGAAAUGAAAAUACAUGAAGAUAAAAAACACGAUUAUAAUGAUGAUCAUGCAGGUGCUCGUACUACCUUUCAUAAUAGUUCAUUCCACAGAAUGUUAUAUGAUGAAUUAGCUCCUAAAGAUGACGAGAUUAAGCAAUUAGAACAGUCUCUAUGUAACAUUGACUCGGCACGUAGAUAUGAUACACGUACCACAAUUUUCUCGCCAGAAGGAAGACUGUAUCAAGUCGAAUAUGCUAUGGAAGCUAUAAGCCAUGCCGGUACUUGCCUGGGUAUAUUAGCAAACGAUGGUAUUCUACUGGCAGCUGAGAAACGUAACACCAACAAGUUGCUCGACGAGGUAUUCUUCUCCGAAAAAAUCUACAAGUUGAACAAUGAUAUAGUUUGUUCAGUAGCUGGUAUAACUUCGGACGCGAAUGUCCUGACGAAUGAGUUGCGCCUUAUCGCGCAGAGAUACCUUCUUCAGUAUGGUGAAGCUAUACCUUGUGAGCAACUUGUCUCGUGGUUAUGCGAUGUUAAACAGGCAUAUACUCAAUAUGGUGGAAAGAGACCUUUUGGUGUAUCUAUUUUAUAUAUGGGAUGGGACAAAUACUACGGCUAUCAGUUGUAUCAGUCAGAUCCUAGCGGAAACUAUGGUGGUUGGAAAGCAACAUGUAUCGGGAAUAAUUCAGCAGCAGCUGUGUCAUCUUUGAAGCAAGAAUACAAAGAGGGCGAAACAACUUUGAAAGAUGCAAUGGCACUUGCUAUCAAAGUGCUCUCUAAAACAUUAGACAUGAAUAAACUCACUGCUGAAAAGGUGGAAAUGGCGAUACUGACGCGCGAAGAUGGUAAAACAAAAACGAAAAUAUUACCAGCAAAUGAAGUGAACGCCUUAAUCGCGGAACAUGACCGAUUAGAAGCACUGGCGGAGCAGGCGAAGAAAGAAAAGCAGAAAUCGUAAAAAUUUAUAUUAAAUAAGAAGAUUAAUCCACUGUGGUGACGAAGUUUACUGUAUCAGGAAAAAAUUGAUAUACAACUCAAGUGUUUAUAUAUGUACUAUAAAUUAUUUUCUUGUCGCAGGAGUGAAUCCUUACAAUGAUAACAUUAUCAUCUUCAUUACAAAACAACGGUUAUAAUAGGAUUAAAAGUUUUUCCAUAAA